Molecule: messenger RNA, 918 nt
Organism: Amphibalanus amphitrite
Lineage: Eukaryota; Metazoa; Arthropoda; Thecostraca; Balanomorpha; Balanidae
Product: 2-iminobutanoate/2-iminopropanoate deaminase-like
Exons: 5
Coding region: 256-633 (125 amino acids)
Cellular component (GO): cytosol
Molecular function (GO): deaminase activity
Source: RefSeq, a predicted model, not a curated record
UGAUGCUGGGGGCUCGGCCGUCCGGCUGACGGGCGGGCGGUGGCGCGGGGGUCGGCAGUGUUUGGGUUAGCCGGGCCGGCCGUGGGGCGCGUGGUGUGGCAGCGGUAUACCCUCCCCCUCCACUCUGUGCCUGGUGUACUCCGUCUGUGCCGCGUCUGGUACUGCUGUGCUCACGCCCACCGCCAGUGGCCCUAUCGCAGUCGUCCCCCAGCUGCGACCAUAGGAGGUCAGGUGUCCCGCGCAGGCCGGCUCGUCAUGAAGCAGACCAUCCACACGGAUAAGGCGCCGGCCGCCAUCGGGCCCUACAGCCAGGCGGUGCUGGUGGACCGGACGCUGUACAUUUCCGGCCAGCUGGGUAUGGACACGUGCGGCCAGCUGCAGGAGGGCGUCGAGGCCCAGACACGCAUGGCGCUGGAGAACAUGGGGCACAUCCUCCAAGCGGCCGGCAUGAGCCACAGCGACGUUGUCAAGGCGACCGUCCUCCUUGCCGAUAUGAACGACUUUGUGAAGGUCAACGAUGUUUACAAGACAUUUUUCACCGAGCAGUUCCCUGCGCGUGCCGCCUACCAGGUGGCAGCACUGCCCAAGGGUGGACGUGUGGAGAUCGAGGCUGUGGCUGUCAAGUCGGCCUAGAUGACGCCCGCUGGAUGCCGAGUAAUACCACACACUGGAUAAUGGCCCGGUCUGGUGCGGUGACGGUAAUCAACUGUCAUGGAAGGGUGAUAGAUGUGGCGGCAAGUGAUGUGAUAAGCGUCAGGUGAUGUCACGUGACCUCAGGCGCACCAGUCGAGAGUCGAGGACGGAGAGGAAGACCGGCCUCUGCCGAUUUGUCAGUGCGCAGCGCCGAUGAUGUUAGGCUACAUUUGUUAUUUUUGUCAUUUCAAUUAGAAUGCAUUAGUUAUUCGACAAUCGACAUUC